AUAUGCGUUGGAUCAACACUCUCCUCCAGGACGCCGCAAUUCUCCUUCCGUGCAUUCCUUCUUCCGACAUCAUCCUUGUCAAUUCUAUUACACCUUGAAAUCUUCCGAAGAUGUCGGCCCAACUACCCUCAACCACGGAAAGCUUCCCGACAUCACAUGAGAAGAUCACCAAGGUAGUCGACACACUACAAUUCUUGGAUAACAAGUUCGUGGCGUCGGAAACUUCAGAGUUUAUUGAACUUCACGAUCCGGCUACGAACAACCUCGUGACGCGAGUUCCCUGCAGCACUGAUGCAGAGCUACAAGCCAGCGUGCAGUCUGCACUACGAGCUUUCCCGAAAUGGCGGGCUACCAGCGUCAUGGCGAAGCAGCAAAUCAUGUUCAAAUUCGUCGCCUUAAUCCGCCAGAACAUGGAUAGGCUUGCUGCAGUCAUCACUUUAGAAGGCGGCAAAACCCUUGCGGAUGCCAAAGGUGAUGUACUACGUGGUCUCCAGGUUGCUGAGGCUACAUGCGCUGCCCCGGAACUCCUCAAAGGCGAGGUUCUCGAGGUCGCUAAGGAUAUGGAGACAAGGACGUAUCGAGAACCUCUGGGUGUGGUUGCUGCGAUUUGUCCUUUCAACUUCCCGUCCAUGAUCCCGCUAUGGACUCUUCCAGUUGCCACCAUUACUGGGAAUACUCUGAUCAUCAAGCCUUCCGAAAGGGUUCCUGGCGCGGCGAUGGUUCUUGCGGAGCUAUCGCGCGCAGCGGGCUUCCCAGACGGGGUUAUCAACGUAAUACACGGCUCACGAAGAGCAGUCAACUUCAUCCUGCACGAGCCAGCAAUCAAGGCCAUCAGCUUCGUCGGCAGCAACCAAGCUGGCGAAUACGUCUACACGACCGGGUCUGCCAACGGCAAGCGUGUCAUGGCAAACUUAGGUGCAAAGAAUCACGCCGUUGUGCUUCCGGACAGUGGCAAAGACCACUUCCUAAAGAGCGUAAUAGGGGCCGCCUUCGGUGCUUCGGGGCAGCGAUGCAUGGCGCUUAGUGCAUUGAUCUUGGUUGGAAAGGCCAAAGAGUGGUUACCUGAGCUCGUCGAGCGUGCUAAGGAACUCCAGACCAACGGCGGCUUCGAACCAGGCGCGGAUCUGGGGCCCGUGAUCUCACCACAAAGCAAGGAGCGGAUUGAAUCUCUCAUAGAGUCGGCGAAGCAAGAAGGUGCCAACAUUCUCCUCGACGGCCGCGGAUAUGCACCCGAUAAAUAUCCAAACGGCAACUGGGUCGCGCCGACCAUUAUUGACAACGUGACCCGCAGCAUGCGCUGUUAUCGCGAGGAGAUAUUUGGGCCUGUGCUCGUAUGCAUGAGUGCAGAAACGCUCGACGAGGCAAUUGAUGUCAUCAACGCGAACGACUACGGAAACGGCGCCGUCAUAUUCACCCAAUCCGGCUCCGCUGCGGAAAGCUUCCGUCGGCGGAUCGAAGCUGGCCAGGUUGGGAUCAACGUCCCACUGCCUGUGCCGCUUCCCAUGUUCUCCUUUACCGGGAAUAAGAAGAGCAUCGCCGGCGGCGGUGCUAAUACCUUCUACGGUCGCCCGGGGAUUAAUUUCUUUUCCCAGUUGCAGACGGUCACGGCGAGGUGGUCGCGGGAUGAUGUUCCCACGCAGCAGGAAAUGUCCAUGCCAAUUCUGAACUAAGAUCUCUAUGGCAGGUAUGUGUGUAUUUGUCAGAUUUAUGGAUAGCAUUUAGACUACGUAAGUCAUGGCAGUUUGCAUGGGUAUCGUCACAGUCAGAUUUUAGCUUCAUGUCGCCCCUUGGAAAUGGAGUCAAGAACCACAUGGCCAUUGAAU
Molecule: messenger RNA, 1823 nt
Organism: Annulohypoxylon truncatum
Lineage: Eukaryota; Fungi; Ascomycota; Sordariomycetes; Xylariales; Hypoxylaceae
Product: Methylmalonate-semialdehyde dehydrogenase
Exons: 2
Coding region: 111-1670 (519 amino acids)
Biological process (GO): thymine catabolic process; L-valine catabolic process
Cellular component (GO): mitochondrion
Molecular function (GO): malonate-semialdehyde dehydrogenase (acetylating, [NAD(P)+]) activity; methylmalonate-semialdehyde dehydrogenase (acylating, NAD+) activity
Source: RefSeq, a predicted model, not a curated record